This is a messenger RNA of Argiope bruennichi, 4547 nucleotides long. RefSeq lists its product as uncharacterized. The record is from RefSeq and is a predicted model, not a curated record. The coding region runs from base 429 to 746 and encodes 105 amino acids. NCBI's taxonomy places the organism in Eukaryota, Metazoa, Arthropoda, Arachnida, Araneae, Araneidae. The transcript has 3 exons.
AUGCGCAUUUGCUUUUAAAAUUUUUAGAUCAUAUAUUACCAUUCAUUGCAUAUGUAUCUUCCUUUCGUAUUAAAUUCUUCCGCAUUUCGUGUUAGUUAGUUAAAUUUUUACUAGCAUCUAAUUUAUUUCAAAAUAUUUGUCUACUUUAUUGAUCUUGGCGCUGUAUUUUUUUAUUCAAGAGAAGACAGCAAUUGGUGACGAUUAACUGUUUACGAUUACACGUAUCAUAUUUAAAGCGUAUUAUCUUGGUUUAUUCUGCAGUAUUCACAAAUCCUAUCGAUUGUUUGAAAGUUUUAUAUGUUUGUUACAUUCAUAUUAAUAGUUAAAAAAUAAUAACAAUACCAGUUUUAUUAUUUUUUAAAACGUGUUUGCUCCUGUCUAUGCGGCUUUUAAACUGUUGUUCUUCAAUACGAUAAUUCUGUUUAACAAUGGCGAAAGUUUUGCAACCAAUAUCAGCAUGCUUUAAAAAAGGUGAAGUAUCUGAAGAGCAUGAGGAUCGUAUUUCUGAAGAUGAAAAAAAGGAAAAUGACCAAAAUAACCAAAAUGAUGAUUCUAAUGGAGGAUUGAUUUGGCGAAUGUCAUCCCGUCUCUAUAACAUUGGAUCUGGUGCUGUUGGGCUUGGUGUAGGUAGCGUGAAGUGGGCUGCCUCAACAACAUACACUGUUGGCACUGGUGUUGUUUCUGCUACUCAGACAGUUGUAUCCAAAGUUGUCCCAUCUGCUCUCCCAAAACCUAAAAAAGAAUAAGCUAAUGCAUCAUCCCUAGUCUUUUCAUAUAUCGAUAUUAAAAUUGUUUUUGUAUUGACCGAGCUAAAUGAAUCUUGCUCCAGCCAGUAUUUUUUAUUAAACUGUUUGCUCAAACCACUGUAGGUGAAUUUUUAAUUUUGACAAGGUUUCUUUUAUCUGAUUACUGCAUGUACUGUAUUUUUGAGUUGUGCAUUUAUUUUUUCAUCAGUUUUAUACUGAACAUGUCAAGCAAUAUUAGUAUAAUGUAGUCAUUUUUUUAACUUUUUAGUAAAACAAUAUUUAUAUAUGGCCUUGUUCCUAAUUUGAAUGUGGUGAAUCUUUUGAUAUUUUAAUUUUUAGGGACCAACUUUUGGAGUAUGAUUUUAUAUUUUUACUUAUUGAACAUGGUUCAUAUAAAAUUAUUGAUUGUGUGUAAUUUCUUUACUUUCAAUUGUAAAAUUUUUUUUUAUUGGUUAUAUUAUUUGGAAGUCUAUUGUACAAUUUCAAAAAUUAUUUGAAUCUUAUUUUAUGAAUCCCUUUUUAUUUAAAAAAACCAAAUGUUUAUGUUUGACUUCUUUGAAAUUCAAAGGGCUUUGUUCAUUUAAUAAACUUUCUAUAUAAAUUAUAUAUCUAUGAAUGUUUUCCACUUGUUUAUUCCCUUUAUAGAUGCUUGUCUGCAAUUUGCAUUUGACUGCUUUCAAUGUUGGAUAUAAAUGUUUUCUUUGUUAUUUGUGUUACUUUACUGAUUUGCAGCUAAAUAUUUGUGCCACAUCUUGGAAGAGAAAAUUUAUUGCGUUGUUAAUAAUGUAGCUUAAAGGUGAAAAAAUCUUUAGCGACUUUUUCAUAAUGCUACAAAUAAGCAGCUGUACCACUGAAUUUAUUAGUAUGAGAUGCCAGUUAGUUUUUAUUUUUGUUUUUCUAUUCUGUGUUUCUGUUGAUUUUAUUCUCUUAGUUAAAUAUGAAAGCAAAUGCAAUUUGAAAAGUUUGCUGUUGAUUAUGAAAAGAAAACUUUUCAUGAAAAUAAAAUACAUAAAUUUGUACAAUUAUAUAAUGUUAUGUAUAAAUUUUUAAAAAAAAAUCCUGUUAGUGAAUUUUUGAGCAUUGCAGUGUUUUGCAAUGAAUAUAUGCAUUUUUAAAAAUUUCUUUAUUUGAGAAUUUUCUAAAAUAUAUUUGAAUAUUGUUAAAGCUGUUGAGGAGGUUUUUGAUUCAAGAUGUUGCCAAGUUUUUUUUUAAAUGAAUAUGUACUUUGUAUUCUGCAGUAUAAGUUUUUUUUUUUUUUUUUGUUAUAAGUAGUGCAAUAAAUGCUUUAUUUCUACAUAUCAAAGAAAAAGUUCAUUCAAUAGUAAUUACUAAAUAUGUUAAUGUAAUCUCUACUGUUUAAAAUUAGUAUAUAUCUGAUAAAGUAAAUCUGUUUUUUCUUGCCUUUUGAAAGUACAUUUUAAAAAUUGUCAAUUUUUUUUUUAUUCUAAUGAAAGUUUUUUUUGCAGUCAAUGAACUUGAAACUAAAAAAAAUAUUAAAGUAUUGUUGCUCAUUGUUUUAAAUCAAAUUAUUUAUACAUCAAAAUUCCAGUACUUUUAAUAUUGGAGCUUAUUUUUUUGGUGAUCAUUAGCAAGGACAUCAUUUUGGAAAAAUGCAACUGUGCAUUUUUAAUAAAACUUUACUGUGUUUUACUAAGAUUUUAUAACCUGUUAUGUGUAAAUAUAUUUUAGGGGUAUCGGGAAUAUAUGCAAAUUGGAAUUUGGCAAAUGUGCAUAUUUUCAGAUAUUCUGCUAAUUUUGUAUUUUAUUAAAAUAUAUUAAUGUACAAUAACAUUUUUACUGAAAAAUUUAUAAAUGGUACUUAAAAAUAUGUGCUAAAUGUGCCUAAUGUACUGGACAUUUAAUGAGAGAAGCGAUGUUCUUUAAAAAAAAAAUCAUUUACAUGAUAUUUUUCUUUUUUUAAAUUGAGUAGUGAAUUACCACCAUUUCUUGCAUGCCAUUUUUCUUAUUUAUCUAUGUUCUACAGUAUUUUAAAAAUCAUUUUUGGAAAUUCAUAAAUUUGUUGUGAAAAAUGUGUUUCAAAUUAGUUUCUAAAAUACAGUUUUCCUUCUUAGGUGGAAGAUGACUGAUGAUCUCGAACUAAUAAUGCAUUUUUAUUUAAGUGUUUAUAGUAAUUUAUUUUUGUUAUUUUAAAUCGCAGUUAUUAGAUAUACUUUUAAAGGGGUGAUUGUGAUCUAUUUUUUACUUUCACAAUUCUGGAAAUUCCGGAUAGUUUUCUCAGAUGUUGUUUUUAUGCUACAGAAAAGAUAAAAAGUGACAGUUCCUUUUAAGAAAGUAAUGCUUUAAAAAUUAUUCUUGGAGAAUUUACCAAUUAACAAAUAUCUUAGUGAUAAUUAAUUGAAUAUCCAGAUGACUAAUCUGAAUUCUUUCUGUUCCAUAGAUUGUUAUCUUUAUUUUUAUUUAUUUAUUUAUUUAUUUUUGACAUUUCUUAUGUAUAUUUAGUUUCGUAUUUAAUCCUCGAAGGAUAAAAUGAAAAGGUAUUAUCAUCAAAAAAAAAUAAAUUAUCUUGCUUCUAACUUCUGUUACAAAAAAAAUAUAUUUUUUAACUAAACUUUAUUUUAAAAAUUCUUGAGAAAUCUGUUAGGUAAGCAAAUGUGUAAAAUGAUGCAUGAAAACAAAAAUUGAUUUGUAAUGAUUUUAGCACUUUUUAUCUGUUUCCUAGUAUAUCGCCUGGGUUCUCAAACUGUAGAGCAAGAGUCAAUUUUUUGAUAAAUCAAAUUCAAAAUUUGCAACAAAAAAAAAACUUGUUAUGACAUAAAUUCUUUAUUAAAUCACAAAAAAUAUUGCAAUGAUAAGAAAUAAAAUAUAUAUUUGUAUUUUAAACGUAUGGAUGAUGUAUAUAAAAAGCUGUCUUCUUUGCACAUGAUAUAGCCCAUUGCUCAUAAGCUUUUUUUCGCUAUGGCAAUUUCCUUUACGCACACAUUAAUUUUAAUGCAGCUCAUUACGAUGAUCAUCUUUAUUAAAUACCAUUAUAAAUAUAUUUUUUUACAAAAGUUUUCUUGUACCCGUAAAAUCUCUUCUGAAAUGAGCGGGCUAUAUUAUCUCUUUAAAGAAAAAAAUCAGUGCUCCGAAAUAUGAAGUAGGUUUUUAAAAAUACGGUUUGGAAAAAUUGGAUUGCAAUGCUUAAAAGUUUGGGAUGUCCCAAUAUAUAGAAAUAUAGCAUUUAUAUCCUGAAUUAUUAGAAAUUCUCAAGAUUGUCCUUUUGGCAGUUUCUUGAAGUGAUCAAUCACCCCUUACCGUACUUGCUUUUAAAUAUACAAAUGAUGAUCUUAUUUUCUUUCCUGUUUUACUUAUUUAUGCUUCUCAUUCUGAUUUGAAAUAUUUCUUUAUUGGAAAGCUAAUGCUGUGAAUCAAUUCUUUUAAUUGUUAUUGCACAGAAAGGUCUCUAGUCAUUUUUAGUUAUAAAAAUGUUGAUCUGAAUUUAAUAUGUACUUAAUUAUCUAUCGAAGAGCAAAUUACUGAUUUUGAUUUCUUAAGUAGAAUUUCCAAGAAUGGUUUUCCCUCACCCCCCCCCCUUCUUUUUGCUUUUUGAAAUGUACAAUUUUGUUUUAUAUUUUGUAUGAAGGAAAAAGCUCACAAAAUAUUAUUGCAAUUUUCAACAAGUGCACUUACUAGUUGCUGAGCUUUAAAAAUAUGUAUUUCUUAUUGAAUGCCACUGUCAUUUAUAUAAGCUGUUCAUUGGUCACAUUGAAGUCCGAAAGUGAGAAGUGACAAUCAUAUCUAUUCAUUUAGAGUUAUUUUUAUUUUCCAGUAAAUAAACAACUGAUGAUCAUUGAAAAAAAA